This is a messenger RNA of Cladocopium goreaui, 2017 nucleotides long. The record is from the annotation of a GenBank genome assembly. Lineage: Eukaryota; Dinophyceae; Suessiales; Symbiodiniaceae.
AUGUGGUGUGCAAAGAUAGCCAUGGUGAUACUGGCCGCGGCUGAACCGCCAAUCUGUGGGGAGGAAACUUGCGUCAGUUCAAAGCCAUUGGUCCUGGAUCAUGACGGUAACUACGAUGACAUCUUGGUUCUAUUGGCCUUGUUGCAACGGUCGGAUCUUGACUUGAAGGCUGUGAUGGUGACGCCUGCAGAUUGCGAAUUGGAUGCAGCAGUGGAAGUCACAGCGAAGGUGCUUCGGAUGCUGAACCGCAGCGCGGUGCCGGUACUUCCAGGGCGCUUCCCUGCCAGGUACAACGAGUUUCCCAAGGUCUGGCGCGAGUUGGCCACAGAGAUGCUUCAAGUGGCAGAUAUCUACCUGCAGGAGCUUCCACCACUGGAUGUGAAGGAGGCUGCGCAUGAAUGGCUGGAGCGAUAUUUGGAAGCUGCAGAGGGCCCAACGGACUUUGUGCUGACUGGACCAGUGACCAACUUGAACUGGGCGCUGCAACGACGCCCACAUUUGGCUUCAAAAGUGGGCCGGGUGUUUUGGAUGGCUGGAGCGGUAGAUGUGGAUGGCAACAUUCGCGACAGCGAUGAUGACAAACCACAGGACAGCGAUGGCUCAGCCGAAUGGAAUGCAUUCUGGGACCCAGAGGGAACGGCGGAGUUGCUGCGUUUGGGGUUGGAUUUAUGGCUGGUGCCGUUGGACGCCACCAACGCGGUGCCGGUGAGGAAGGACUUUAUCCAGCGCUUGGAUCCCACCAAGCUGGUGUCACGCACAGCGCAGCAGAUCUGGGCACAGUCCAAGUUUCAGAAGAGCAAUGCAGUGUACUACAUGUGGGAUACGCUCACAGUGGGCCUCUAUCUGCAGCCCACGCUCUGCAGUUGGGAGACCAUGCCAUUGCAAGGCCAUGCCUCUGGAAAGGAACAAGGUCGUAUCUCUCGCGCCAAAAACAGUAGCAGUGGCACCAAAGUUGUCAACGUGGCAAAAGUCACUGACGUGCCCGCUUUCGUGGAGUUUCUCCUGAUCACCUUUGAUCAGCCACCUGACUCAGGAGCAACCAGCCAAAAGGCUUGGUCCUCAGGUUUCCUGAGGCAAACAUCACCUUGCUCCACAGCAGCUACGACGCCGGAACUGGGACCCAGCACAUCACCAGAGGCCAGAGAUCAUGCACAUCACUCCAGUUUGUGGCAACUUCCAGUCAAAGAGCUUAAGGCCAAACUGACUGCAUUGGGCAGCGAUUUGAAGGGGGUGACAGAGAAGACAGAGUUGAUUAUGCUUUUGGAAUCAGUCCUUGCGAACUGCCACAGUAGCUCGUGCCUACCCGGACCCAGCAAGAGAGCUAUGGUGAAGCGAGCUGCCAACGUUGAUGGCCAGGAUGUGGAGCCUCCUCUCAAGAGGGGCACUUCUCCAAGCACUGCUCCAGCUUCCCCCGACUUUGGACCAAGUACCUCCCCGGAGGCAAGGGAUCACGCUCACCACUCCGAUUUGUGGCAGCUUCCCGUGAAGGAAUUGAAGGCCCGACUGACUGCAUUGGGGACUGACUUGCGCGGCGUGACCGAGAAGACAGAACUGAUCAUGCUGUUGGAAGAGUAUUUGGUCCUGUAGACGCGUAAAAGUUGCCAAGCGGGUUGCAACCCUCCGAGGGUGUGCCGCGCUUUGAGCUCUGAGUUCCAGUGAGCUGCUUCUUGGCCAAUAUGGCCAGCAAGACAGACAGUCAGGCAGUGGCGUUCCGAAUCAGCUCAGUAUUCGAUCGCGGUGCCAGACCGAAGCAGCUGUGGUUGUAUAGCAUUUUUGUUUGACGUCUCUUGCUCCAUCUGAGCCACAGAAAAAAUACAUCGGAGCUAGAUGUCCUAGUUAGAUUGCGUGGCCCUAGCGUGUUUCAAAACACCCAGGGCCGAAAGACAGGAUGUACAGAUCUCUGUGGGCACGCCCUAUGUCGUAUGCUUUGCGCUAGCACAUUUUCAACCGCAAGGCCCACGCUUUCAAUGUGCAACAGCGGGAGAGUUAGCACCAAGCGGCAACGGCAGAAAGCAAU